Molecule: messenger RNA, 371 nt
Organism: Cetraspora pellucida
Lineage: Eukaryota; Fungi; Glomeromycota; Glomeromycetes; Diversisporales; Gigasporaceae
Source: the annotation of a GenBank genome assembly
AUGUCUCAAAACUUGUCUCAAAACUUUUCUCAAUCUAUGAAUAUAGAUAUAAUUGAAGACAUCAAUGAUUCUAAAAAAAUAAAAGAAUUAUAUCCAAAAAUAUUAUAUCUUUUGGGUACUGUCUUUGCUAAUGAAAUUGAAAAAAAUGAUGAAAAUGCAUUUAAAUAUUUUUUAACUUCAGCUCAAUUUGGAGUUCCAGACGGAAUGUUUGCUGUUGGAAAAUGCUAUUAUGAAGGAAAGGGUGUUAAAAAAAAUAAUAAUAAAGCUUUAGAAUAUUUAAAAAAUGCUUAUGAUAAUAAUUAUUUAAUUGUUAAAAGUUUUAUUGAUCAAUCAGCUAAAUUAGGUAGUAAAGAAGCUACUGAAAAAGUUGG